AACCCGGUUUAAAAAUACGAUGAAAGGCAGAGCAGAGGUUUUAGCCUUUACUUUCUUUUUCAAGCAAAUCUCUGCAACUCUGCUAGGGUUUUAGCUUCACACAUGGAUAGAUACCAGAAGGUUGAAAAACCGAAACCCGAUUCCCCCAUAAACGAGAACGAGAUCCGAAUCACUACGCAAGGCGCUAUCAGAAACUACAUAACCUAUGCCACUACUCUUCUUCAGGAGAAGCGUGUGAAGGAGAUUGUCUUAAAAGCAAUGGGACAGGCAAUCAAUAAGACAGUAGCCAUUGCUGAGAUUAUAAAGAAAAGAAUUCCUCGGUUGCAUCAAGAUACUGCCAUCAGCUCUGUUAGCAUAACUGAUGUAUGGGAACCCAUUGAAGAGGGCCUUGUUCCCGUGGAGAUGACUCGACAUGUCUCAAUGAUUUCAAUAACCUUAUCAGCUAGAGAGCUAAACAAGAACUCUCCUGGGUACCAGACUCCAUCUAACAUGGAACUACCAAAGCUGCAGUAUCGCUAUCAGUACCAGCAACAACAACAACCACCCAGACAAGGGCGUAUUCCGUACAAUGCUAUGAAUGAAGAUUCAUACGGCCGAGGCUCAGGCCGGGGUCAUGGUAGGGGGAGAGGGCAAGGUAUUGCCAGGGGUGGAUAUGGACACUAUCAAGAGAAUGAUGGUUAUUCAAACUGGGGCAGAGAUGGUGGGCGAGGUAGAGGUUGGGGCUAUUAUGGAGCUGGAUAUGAAAGAGGUAGAGGUGGAGGGGGUCGAGGAUAUGGCCGUGGCCGUGGACGUGGAAGGAUGGGUGGCCGAUCAAGGGGUGAUGGCUAUUAAGCUAUGGUUAGGGGUUGGUGUUCUUUUCUUCUUUAGCUAAAUGCUUGCCUUGGCCAGUGGGGAUGAUUUUAUGGGGGUAAUACUUUUAAUAGCGUGAAAUGUGGGUUAUGAUUUCAAGCGUUGUUAAGCAGUGGUUUGGUGUUCUUUUUUCACUAAGUAAAUAUGAAUGUGGGCAAGGUUAUUUUGUUGGGUACCACACGCAAGUAGUCAUUUUAAGAUUGCUGUAAUUUAUUCAUAGUUAUGGUUGCCAAUAUAUCCUAUCUUGUUCAUAAA
Messenger RNA from Mangifera indica (mango), 1104 nucleotides. RefSeq names its product ribonuclease P protein subunit p25-like protein. The record is from RefSeq and is a predicted model, not a curated record. Gene Ontology annotation, molecular function: RNA binding. NCBI's taxonomy places the organism in Eukaryota, Viridiplantae, Streptophyta, Magnoliopsida, Sapindales, Anacardiaceae. Bases 103 to 831 code for a protein of 242 amino acids. The transcript has 8 exons.